Coccinella septempunctata (seven-spotted ladybird) is the source of this 1121-nucleotide messenger RNA. RefSeq lists its product as uncharacterized. The transcript has 4 exons. Bases 158 to 856 code for a protein of 232 amino acids. The record is from RefSeq and is a predicted model, not a curated record. Lineage: Eukaryota; Metazoa; Arthropoda; Insecta; Coleoptera; Coccinellidae.
GUGGGAUGCGAGACCUAUCCCACCAUAUAUGAUCACACCAAAGAUCCAAUAUAUAGCACUAUUCGUACGGACUGAGAAAGAUUUGAUGUUCAGCGGUGAUAGGUAGUGUGUUAGUGGGUUUUGUUAUUCUCCUCAACACUUACUGGAUAAAUUUAAGAUGAAAGUGGCCCUCUUUGUGCUAGCUGCUUUCGCAGCUGCAGCCAUGGCAGAUCCAGCAAUCAACCAAAUAAGGCCGGUUUCCAACAGGCCUGGAAGAUUUUUAUCACUGCCAAACCCACAAAAAUGUGCCAAUCGCCCAAAGCAAUUCUUCUUCAGAGGCCACAACUACUUCUUCAGCGGACAUGUACCUGAGCUCGCUGGAAGGAAAGUAGACUGGUUAGAUGGAAGAAAUAUCUGUAGAGAAUACUGUAUGGACUUAGUCUCUCUUGAAACCCAAGAAGAGAAUAAUAUGAUCUUCAGACUGAUUCAACAAAAUGAUGUACCAUACAUCUGGACCUCAGGUCGUCUUUGCGACUUCAAAGGAUGCGAGAAUCGUCCAGAUCUCGAACCCAAGAAGGUGUUCGGAUGGUUCUGGUCCGCAAACAGGGAAAAGAUGGCGCCCACCAACAGGACCCCCAACGGAUUCAGCUAUAACCCAUGGUCACAAACUGGUCACAAGAAACAGCCCCAACCGGACAAUGCCGAAUUCGAUAUCAAUGGAACCAGCGAGUCUUGUCUUUCUAUCCUUAACAACGUCUACAACGAUGGCAUCGCUUGGCAUGAUGUUGCCUGUUACCAUGAAAAGCCGGUUGUAUGUGAAGAUUCCGAUGAGUUGCUGAAUUACGUAGCUUCAACAAAUAGAGGAAUUCGUUUGUAAAUAGUGAACAAAUCUUCAGUUUCUACCUUCAAAGUUAAUUCUUACUAUAAACAGAUUUCGUUAUUGUAAAUGUAUAUUUAUUUUUUGAUAAGUUUAAUUUUUUAAGAUAUGUACAAAGCGAACUUAUUCAAAAUGAUUUGAAUUGAUGAUAGUAUAAUAUUGUGAACAAUAAGAACAAAUCUAUUCAAUUAUACGUAUUUGAAACCCUGCCAAUGUUUACUGAAAAUAUUACCAAAUUGUGGAAACAAUAAAAUUCUCUCCAAAA